UAUAAAAAAAAAAGAAGUUAGGUUAGGUUAGUACCAUUGAACGAUAAACGUACUAAACGUAGUACGUCUUUAAAACAUAACAUAAUCAUAAACAGAAUGAAUGAAAGUUACAUCUGAUGCUUGGACUCGUUAACACAUCGUAAACAUUUAACCCAGUUAUAACUUAAUAUACAUUGUCUGACUCUUGUGGGCCGGAGAAUAUGUUAACUUGCUGUUUGUUUCUUAUUUAAUAUUUAAGUUGAUUGUUUAGUUUGUUGAUUCUAUUCUCUUUUUUGUUGUUGUUAAUAAUUUCUUACAUUCUUCUUGAAAAUUAUUAUCAUACCAUUGUUCAUUACACGAUCACAAGCAGCUACCUACUAUAAACCCAAAAAACAAGACGGAUCACUCACGCGGUGUUAAUAUAAAAGUUAUUUGUUCGUGUUAUAGUCUAUAGAUCAACAAUGGAAUCAAUCCAUUUGGGUAGAAAUGCAGCAUCAAAUGUGGUUCAUUGCCCGUUCAACAUGGCCCACACAAUGCCUCAAAAAACUUUAAUAUUGCAUUUAACGAAAUGCCCAGACAGGAAGCCGAAUCAAAGCAUAUGUCCAUUUAAUUACUUACACGUGGUGGAAACUUUGGAUUUGGCUGUUCAUGAAGCACAGUGUCCCGAUCGCCUAGAUUUUGAUCAAAUGGUUUACCAAACCACAGAAACUAAGCAUGAUGUUACACUUAAAGUGCCUGAAUUAAUUGAUGAUCUGGAUGAAACAUGGGAUGAUGCAAGUACCUAUCAACAACGUUCAAACAAACCAACCAUUCCCGUUCAAAAUGUAAUCAAAACUAUUAAUCAAAAGCCAUGUUUCAUGAAACCACCAGCAGGCUACACAAAAUCAGAACGAAAAAAAUAUCGCUCAGAUGCACAAAAGGCAUAUCGAAAUGUAGACCUGUCAUACAAACCCAAUCCAAGUAUAACUGAUAGGGUCGAUGAUUCUAUGACACAAAGUGGUAGUAAAAAUGUUAAUCAAGGUAAUCAGCAAGUUAAAAACAAUGGAUUGUUUUUUGGAAAGAGACCAUAAAAUGAGAACACAAAACGUUUUUUUUUUUUGAUAUAUUUAACAUUAACAAUUUUAAAAGCAUUUCUUACGCUAUUAAAUAUUUAAACGUAUUAAAAUACAUUUUUAAAAACAGUUUUAAAACAAUCUCAAAAAUUAUACUUUGAUUAUAUUAUAAGAUUAAUAUUAAAUUACAUCUAAUUUGAUGAGUUGGACACUCAUCAUUUUAUUUUUUGAAUGUAUUUUUAUAUUGAUUUAUAUUCACAAUUAUUACAAUAUUAUUGAACCUUUUAAAUGUUGUUAAGUUGAUUCUCAUUCUGUAGAUGAUAAUGCUACAAUAUUGUUAUACCUUUGUUUUUUUUUAUUUCAAACUAUUAUUGACCUUAAAUUUAAUCUUAUUGUAAGGUAUGUUUCAAGAAUAAAGCGUACAAUUUGUAUUAUCUCACAAAAAAACUAUUGUGAAUUUACUCUCAA
Acyrthosiphon pisum (pea aphid) is the source of this 1499-nucleotide messenger RNA. RefSeq names its product gametocyte-specific factor 1. NCBI's taxonomy places the organism in Eukaryota, Metazoa, Arthropoda, Insecta, Hemiptera, Aphididae. The transcript is spliced from 7 exons. The coding region runs from base 441 to 1049 and encodes 202 amino acids. The record is from RefSeq and is a predicted model, not a curated record.